Molecule: messenger RNA, 1563 nt
Organism: Uncinocarpus reesii 1704
Lineage: Eukaryota; Fungi; Ascomycota; Eurotiomycetes; Onygenales; Onygenaceae
Exons: 9
Coding region: 1-1563 (520 amino acids)
Biological process (GO): regulation of mRNA splicing, via spliceosome
Cellular component (GO): nucleus
Molecular function (GO): mRNA binding
Source: RefSeq, a predicted model, not a curated record
AUGGCCUGGCGAAAUCAAGGAAUAACUGGAUCCAACAACAUCCCUCUGGGUCGUCGCCGAUUUGGAGGUGAUGAUUCCCAAGGUGAUAGAAGUGAAACCGUAACCCCUGAUGCCGGGGUCAAGCGUGGGAGAAGCCCUGUUCGAGCUGAUCCUCCUGUCGAUGGGAUUAAAAAACGAAAGAAGCGGAACAGAUGGGGAGAUGCCCAAGAAAACAAAGCGGCAGGCCUGAUGGGUCUUCCGACUUUGAUAAUGGCAAAUAUGACCAACGAACAGUUAGAAGCUUACACUUUGCAUCUUCGUAUCGAGGAAAUCAGUCAAAAGCUGCGUAUCAACGACGUUGUACCUGCGGAUGGCGAUAGGUCUCCAUCGCCAGCUCCACAGUACGAUAACUUUGGCAGACGUGUCAACACCAGGGAAAACCGUUACCGAAAACGUUUGGAAGACGAGCGACAUAAGCUUAUUGAGAAAGCCAUGAAAGUCAUUCCUAACUAUCAUCCGCCAUCUGAUUACAGGCGUCCAACUAAGACACAGGAGAAGGUCUACGUCCCUGUGAACGAUUAUCCAGAAAUUAACUUCAUUGGCUUACUUAUCGGACCUCGAGGCAAUACCCUAAAGAAAAUGGAGACAGAGUCGGGAGCUAAGAUUGCCAUUCGCGGCAAAGGAUCUGUGAAGGAAGGCAAAGGUCGUUCUGACGCGGCUCACACUAGCAACCAGGAAGAAGACCUUCAUUGUUUAAUCAUGGCAGAUACCGAAGAAAAGGUGAACAAGGCGAAGAAAUUGAUCCACAAUGUUAUUGAGACAGCCGCGUCCAUCCCGGAGGGCCAAAAUGAACUCAAACGGAACCAACUUCGUGAACUUGCCGCCCUUAACGGAACGCUGCGUGAUGAUGAGAAUCAGGCAUGUCAGAACUCGCAACUUUCACAGCCAACAUCAUUUGUCGAGUUUGUGGAAAUGCUGGGGCAUAUGGCGAAAGACUGCCCUGAUCGUCAGCGGGGGACAGACUGGCGUAACCACGGUCCCAGCGUCCGUAAAGGCCUGGGAGAUGCGGUCGACCGGGAGAUGGAGCAACUUAUGCAAGAAUUGUCGGGUGGUGCUUCGGGAACUGGCGAAGCACCUCGACGUAUCGAAGCUGGCCCUGGUGGGUACGAUCAGGGAAAUAACUACGGCGGCGAACAACGCGAUUUGAAACCAUGGCAGCGAGGGCCUACCGGUGGUCCUGCGCCUUGGCAACGACGGGACGACCGUCGAGACGACCAGGGACAUCGCGAUCAAGGUGCGGCACCACCGUGGGCUGGCCGUGGCGACCGAACCGAUCGAAGCAACGAUUCUUACGGAUACGGAUCGCACGGUGCUGGGUAUGGUGCCGCGCCUGGUGCAACUGCCCCGUGGCAACCAACAACAACAGGCACCUCCCCCCCCCGGGGUGCCCCACCGCCGCCUCCUGGCAUGGGAACUAUGUACUCCGGAUACCCAGGAGCCAAUCCGCCCCCUCCGCCACCCCCGGCUGAUGGCCCACCACCACCUCCCCCAAGCGAUCAACCUCCACCUCCACCACCUGCGUGA